AUGGCCAACAACAUGAUCGACAACCUCAGUAAGUUUCUGCUGGAGUCGGCUAAACAGGUGGAGGAACAGGUGGAUGCAGAGUUGGCCAAACUCAAUGAAAUGGAUGACGAUGACUUUGAGAAAAUGAGGGAACGACGAUUAGAGGCGCUGAAGAAAGCUCAAAAACAGAAGCAGGAGUGGUUGUCCAAAGGACACGGAGAGUACCGCGAACUUCCCAGUGAGAAAGACUUCUUCAGCGAGGUCAAGGAGAGCAAAAAGGUUGUCUGCCAUUUCUACAGAAACUCCACCUUCAGAUGUAAGAUCAUGGACAAACACUUGGCUCUCCUGGCAAAGAAGCACGUCGAGACCAAAUUCAUCAAACUCAACGCAGAGCAGGCGCCCUUCCUGGCCGAGCGGCUGCGCAUCAAAGUCAUCCCCACCCUGGCGCUGCUCAUCGACGGCAAAUCCAAGGACUAUGUGGUCGGCUUCCGCGACCUGGGGAACACUGACGAGUUCAGCACCGAAAUGCUGGAAUGGCGACUGGGCUGCGCCGAUGUUAUUAACUACAGCGGUAACCUGAUGGAGCCACCCACUUCCACGCAGAAACCUCAUUCCAGGUUCACCAAAAUCGAAAAAAAGACCAUCAGAGGGCGAGGCUACGACACAGAUUCUGACGACGACGACUGA
Messenger RNA from Nerophis lumbriciformis (worm pipefish), 666 nucleotides. The record is from RefSeq and is a predicted model, not a curated record. NCBI's taxonomy places the organism in Eukaryota, Metazoa, Chordata, Actinopteri, Syngnathiformes, Syngnathidae.